Arabidopsis lyrata subsp. lyrata is the source of this 2296-nucleotide messenger RNA. Its product is annotated as vacuolar fusion protein CCZ1 homolog A. Gene Ontology annotation, biological process: vesicle-mediated transport. The record is from RefSeq and is a predicted model, not a curated record. Lineage: Eukaryota; Viridiplantae; Streptophyta; Magnoliopsida; Brassicales; Brassicaceae. Gene Ontology annotation, cellular component: Mon1-Ccz1 complex; intracellular membrane-bounded organelle. The transcript is spliced from 10 exons. Bases 501 to 2048 code for a protein of 515 amino acids.
AGUAAUGAUCAAAUUAUUUGAGAUUCACAUAAUUAGAAGAGACAGAGAUGAGAAUCUAUCUAGAAAUAUUCGGUUACCCGUUUCAGAUCUUGACCCGACUCUUCGAUAAACCCGAUCCGGUUUAUUUCGUGGUGGUUAACUGUCCACCUGCUCUUCUUUCUUCAUCCUUGUCACACAAAAUGUCACGUAAUUCUUCUUCUACUGAUUUCAGCUCAAUCGGUCAAAUUCGAGUUUGAGUUUAGAAAUUUGAGCUUUCCACCAAUCGAAAGUUGACUAAUCUGUCUCCGAUCGGUGAACUAUCUCGCAGUACCAGGAACCUUACUUUGGGAUUUGUGUGCCGUGGUUGAAUCUCCAAUGUGCCCUUGAAACCCUGAAAUUACUUUGGAUUUUGAAGCAGAGUAUGUGCACAUUGGAAACAAACAAUUGUAACUUGCUUGAUUUCUGCCGCGGUUCUUGCAUUGUAUGUUAGGGUUUUAAUGAGUUCGUAGAAGCUUCCAGAAAUGGCGUCCAUGAGCUCUGGUGAUGAAAGCCUUCGACUUUGCGCAUUUGAUUUGAGGAGGGGCCAAACUGAAGGACAAGAGUUAGACAAGAUUUUGUUCUUUUACCCUGCAGAAUUAGACUUAUCCACGCAGUUAUCAGUGAUCGGGCUCAGUGAAGGUCUUAUUACUUUUACUAGACUUUUCUCUCCGGAGGCAGCUUGUGAAGUAAUAGAAGCAGAAAGACAUUCCCAUGUUUUCUAUGAGGCUGAACCCGAUAUCUGGAUGGUUAUGGUUGUGGAGAAAAAUAAGGAGACAGGAGCAAUAUGGAGGAUUGAUGCAUUAAGGAGGGUGCUUAAAGAAGUGCACUCACUCUUUGUUAUGUUUCACGGGUCAAUUAGGGCAUUAAUCGAAAAAGAACCAACAGGAGGGCUUACCCGAUCACUGUUGUACCCGUUCAUCACUGAUUAUUUAAGCACAUUUCAAAAAUGGUCUCUCUCGGAAGACUGCUGCUGUGAUUUUUUUGUUGGGAAGAAACUUCAGCUACCAACUUUCCGUGAAACUUUGAGAGAGCGUGGAACUGUUCAAAUGCUUACUUUAGCAAGGGACAUCGCAGUUGAAGUUCAGUCUCUUGUUCAAGUACUAGAUUCAUGUGCUGGGAGCUUACGAUGUCACUCUAUGAUCUUAUUUCAAGAUCUGCUGGUUUCAACAACCCUCUCAGCUGAUGAUACCGUCGACUUAUUUACAUUUGCUGUAAUGAGGUUGACCUCAAAAGCUUUAUCCUCUGACGCAAGUUCUUGGUCAUAUCUACUUAAAGGGUCUGGUUCAUCUGAAAUCUCUUCUAGAUCUACUUUGGCACCCAUUGGCCCAAUUGAUUCCCUACACUCAAGAAACGGUAAUGACAUGCAUCAUGUUAUUAGGCCACUACAAAAUGAGAAGUGGACAAAAGGGAAAGAUGGGUUUUUAAUAACCGAUAUUUGGGGUCUAGAGACUGGCGGUUCACCUGAUUCUGCCAUCCCUACAAUCUGGCUUCAGCAGACACAAGAAAGAAUGUAUCUCCUUGCUUAUCAGCAUAAAAGUCUCACCUUACUUCUUCUCAUGCCUACAAAUGCCAUUGUCAAUGGUGAUUUAAGCGUCUCAGCCGUGAAACAGCAAGUUAUUGAAGAUGCAUCACUGAGAAUUUUGAAAAUCGAAGAGAAGAUUUCAAGAGGGUGGGGCGGUGAGAAUACUUACCAUAUUAAAGGUUACCGUUACUUAGUAGUUGAUAGUGACAUGGAAGUAUCCAGAGCUUCUCCUUCAGGAAAAGUAACAACACUUGCAAAGGAGUCUCUACUUGCACUAAACAAGCUUAGAGAAGAAGUGGAUUUAGAAAAAAGUCGUGCGAAAAGGCAGGAGAAAGACAUGGAAAUAUGCAUCAGAGCUAAGAACAAUGUGUGGGUGAUCGCCCGUGUGACCAGAGGCAAAGAGCUUUACAUGGCUUUGGAGAAAGGCAGCGACACUCUUCUUGAUACUACAGACGCUGUUGGAAGAUUCAGCAACAGGUAUUGCAGCGGAGCGUUCUUGAUGGACUAAGUUUUAGUGUUCUUUCUUCUGGUUUUGGGAAGAGGUUUCUUCUAGUUUCAAGUACAAAGUGAAAAGCUCAGAAGAUGUAAUGAGCACUUCUCUAUUAGCCAUUAAUUUUGUUGUGGGAAAUUGCAGAGAGGAAAACGAUUGUGUUCUUAGUUGGCCUGUAGAUAUGUAACAAUGAUUCCACGCUCUAUCAUGCAAACGAAAUCCUUUUUUUUUUGUGCGGAGGAAAGCAUCUUUCUCGUGGGUCUUAA